Molecule: messenger RNA, 4820 nt
Organism: Oncorhynchus masou masou (cherry salmon)
Lineage: Eukaryota; Metazoa; Chordata; Actinopteri; Salmoniformes; Salmonidae
Product: runt-related transcription factor 1-like
Exons: 7
Coding region: 1947-3350 (467 amino acids)
Biological process (GO): ossification; neuron differentiation; hemopoiesis
Cellular component (GO): nucleus
Molecular function (GO): ATP binding; RNA polymerase II cis-regulatory region sequence-specific DNA binding; DNA-binding transcription factor activity, RNA polymerase II-specific
Source: RefSeq, a predicted model, not a curated record
CUAAGCUACGUAAGUAGUACUUUAAAGUAUUUUUACUUAACUACGCUACUUUACACCGCCAUCUUUAUGUGGCAACGUUGUUGCACAGCGGUGGAAAACAAAAUUAACUUUCAUGCUUACUUGUAGAUAACUGUGUAUUUGAAGUCUUGUUGUUGAGGAUGAGAGCCUACAUUCUGACACCGUGAAAGCUGAAUUUUAAGCACGCGCAUUUACGCUCAGUCACACUAUCAUGAAAUACAUCUCAUGUGCAAUGUUUUUAUUCAGUAUGUCUGUGUUGUGCAUGGAUUGUGGAACCUACUAUAACGUCAACCUCUAAACCCACAUCACGUUGGACACUAGCCACAGUGCUAUAGAGGGGAUAUAGGCCUAUAUGAAAUGGAACAUCGUCCGAAAAAUGCGUCACUGUGGCCUUCAUAUAAUCUAUUCGCAGAUGUGAUGCACCCUGGGUUAUAUGGUUAGAGCGGUGACGUGGUGGCUAUUGCUGAUAUCAUAUUCCCCGAAUAAAUCAGCGCAUGACCAAUAUGUCCACUGGAACAGUACACGCGCCCUGGAAUUCAGCAGAAUGGCUGUCUUUGUAUAAAUGCCCCCCUCAUCGACAGAUGAGUCAUUUAAGCUUCUCUCUUUACUUUUCCUGUUAUAGGCACAUAGGCAAUGUCUUAUUGGCUAACGUAUUGCAUUGAUAUUUACUCAUCUUAUUUUGUUAUGGUGUAUGCAGACUAUGUUUUGACACCGUCACGAGAAACCAUCCGGGAAAUAUCAGGCAUUAGGUAGGCUAAAGUGUAUUUCCAAAUAAAUAUGUGUGUUUGGUGUCAAAACGCAUAGGCCACAUUGUGAUUUGGGCAGUUUUUUUGUGAACAAUCAUUUUAAUCCACCUUUCAAUAUAUUUUAUUGUAUUUUUUGUUUUUGUAUUGGUAUCCAACAUCCAAUUGCACGCGGUUGACUUUUAUGUUAAAACCACAAUACUAGAGCGCGACCGCUGUGUCCGUCUCUCAUCGGGCAUCGUGCACCGCAGCCCCAAAGUGGAAUUCCAUUGACUGGCCCGAGCCUUCCUUAGAACCCACAGUUCUUUAUCCCUGGACGGACGCAGCUCUGAUUGGUUAAACCCUUCCGGACUCUCCGUAGUUGCUCGAUUCCAUUGGCUGAGAUCUGUCUCUAUGCAAAUCCAACCCUGGAGGGACGCAUUCCAGCACUGCCGACUGACUGCCAGUAAAACCCUGCCUCCCACUGUCGGGAUGUUCAUUCAUACGCAGAAACUCAACUCUACACACAACCGGAGCAUUCAACAAGGGUUUGUCGAAAUAUAAGGCUGUUUGCAGUGACACAUCCUAGCCUAUUCCUCGUUGACAUUCCAGACACUAUUUAUAAAAGCGAAAUUGAAGUAUUAAAGUGUUUUCCGUCUCCCAUGUUGGCACGCAUAGAGACGAGAAGAUCCCUAUUGCGAAUUGGGGAGCCAUAGAACAUCCAUCAAAGUUGACCUUUUGUGGCGAGUAACUCACAAGUUAUUGAAGAACAACAGAAGAGGAAAAUAACAGAAAAAAAGAACCCAACUGGACUUUCUUAUUCGCUUGCUCGCUUGCUCAGUUGAAUGCGCCCUGAGACCUCCUUGAAUGACGGUCGGGUUUUAUUUAGUAUCUGGUCGGUGGAUGCCUCUUCAGUUUAUGUGUCCAUAACACGGACCAUGGAAUGAGGACUGCACACACCGAAAUUUAGCGGUGUGUGUAAUUUCUUAACCGAAGUUAUUUUACUCCACCACAACGCAUAGACCCAGUUUUAUUCGUGCCCACGCAGGUACCUUCAGACUGUCGUCUGAUUUCCACUGUUGACCCACGUGCCUUGGGAGAGUUCAUCUAACGACAACGGCUUUACUUUUUGAGGCAAAUAUCAGAAGAAACAUAGAGCUAUAUAUCCACAGAGUCAGUUUAACUGGAUCCUACUGCGGUACACAAAUGGUCUUCCUUUGGGACGCCAAAUACGACCCAGCACCUGGUCGGCGCUUCUCCCCCCCUUCCACCACCCUGUUGUCAGGUAAGAUGAGUGAGGGUCUGCCCCUGGGUGCCCAGGAGAGCAGUAGCGCCGCCCUGGUGGGAAAGCUGCGUAUUGCAGACCGAGGCAUGGUGGAGGUGCUGUCAGAACACCCUGGAGAACUGGUGAGGACAGACAGCCCCAACUUCAUCUGUUCUGUCCUACCCACACACUGGAGGUGCAACAAGACGCUGCCCAUCGCAUUCAAGGUGGUUGCCCUUGGUGAUAUCCCUGACGGUACCUUGGUCACGGUGAUGGCGGGGAACGAUGAGAACUACUCAGCAGAGCUCCGCAACGCCACGGCCGCCCUCAAGAACCAGGUGGCUCGCUUCAACGACCUGCGCUUCGUAGGCCGCAGCGGACGAGGGAAGAGUUUCACUCUGACCAUCACGGUGUUCACCAACCCUCCCCAGGUGGCCACCUACCAGAGAGCUAUCAAGAUCACCGUGGACGGGCCCAGAGAACCACGCCGCCACAGACAGAAGCUGGAGGAUGUGAAGACGGGAGCAUUGGCCUUCUCCGAGCGUCUCAGUGAGCUGGAGCAACUAAGGCGGAGCUCCAUGAGGGUCACGCCCCCUCACCAUCAUCACCACCACGCCCCCACUCCCAAUCCCCGGCCCGCCCUGAACCCGGCCCAGUUCAGCAACCCCACACACCACACACAGAUACCAGACUCUAGGCAGAUGCAGACAUCUCCGUCGUGGUCCUAUGAGCAGUCCUACCCCUACCUGGGUCAGAUAACCACGCCCACCGUCCACUCAACCACGCCCAUCUCACCCAGCCGCUCCUCCCUCAGUGACCUGUCCAGCCGCCUCUCAGGCCCUGACCUCACAGCCUUCAGCGACCCCCGUAUGUCUCUGGAUCGCCCGUUCUCCUCCCUGACCUCGCUCCCUGACAGCCGCUACCCUGACCCGCGCAUGCACUACCCUACUGGGGCCUUCACAUACACCCCCACCCCUGUAUCCAACGGCGCCAUCGGACUGACCAUGGCAACCACCCCUGCUGGGCGUUACCACACCUACCUCCCCCCGCCCUACCCCACAAACGCCCCCCAGGGCCAAGGUGGACCGUUCCAGGCCGGUUCCUCUCCCUACCACCUGUAUUAUAGCACGGCCGCCGGGUCCUACCAAUUCUCCAUGAUGGCGGGGGGAGGCGGGGAGCGGUCUCCUCAGAGGAUAUUCCCUCCCUGCACCAACGCAUCCAUAGGCUCCUCCCUCCUGCACCCGUCUCUGCCAAAUCAGAGCGAAGGGGUGGGGGUGGAAGCGGAGGGAAGUCACAGUAGCUCCCCUACCAAUAUGGUACCCGAGGCAGUAUGGCGGCCAUACUGAGCACGGCAGCGGGGUUGACAAAUGAUUGACGGACUUGCUGGCUAAUUGGAGUGGACAAGGGGCUUUCACGGAGCGUUCCUAUUGGAUCAUUAGAAUGAUCAAGGAACAAAUUGAGGAAGGAACAGAAACAGGGUGCCAUUUUACACCGAGGAGCAUGUAGCAGCACUGAACUGAAAAUAAUUCAGCUUUGUUUUAUAAAAGGAUUGUUUGCCAUGGUUAUGAUUGUUGUUGGUAUUAUGAAUUACUCGUGGCCAAAAAUACAAUGGGUGAUUUUAAUGUGCCACAGGCACUCCCCUCCUAUCCCACGUUCCCUUGUACCUCCUCCCCCUCUCCUCCCUUAUCCCACCUCCCCUUGUACCUCCUCCCCCUCUCCUCCCUUAUCCCACUUCCCCUUGUACCUCCUCCCCCUCUCCUCCCUUAUUCCACCUCCCCUUGUACCUCCUUCCCCUCUCCUCCCUUAUUCCACCUUCCCUUGUACCUCCUCCCCCUCUCCUCCCUUAUUCCACCUUCCCUUGUACCUCCUCCCCCUCUCCUCCCUUAUCCCACCCCUCCUUGUACCUCCUUCCCCUCUCCUUCCUUAUCCCACCCCUCCUUGUACCUCCUCCCCCUCUCCUCCCUUAUCCCACCCCUCCUUGUACCUCCUCCCCCUCUCCUCCCUUAUCCCCCUCUCCCCUUGUACCUCCUCCCCCUCUCCUCCCUUAUCCCACCUCCCCUUGUACCUCCUCCCCCUCUCCUCCCUUAUCCCACCUCCCCUUGUACCUCCUCCCCCUCUCCUCCCUUAUUCCACCUUCCCUUGUACCUCCUUCCCCUCUCCUCCCUUAUUCCACCUUCCCUUGUACCUCCUUCCCCUCUCCUCCCUUAUCCCACCCCUCCUUGUACCUCCUCCCCCUCUCCUCCCUUAUCCCACCUCCCCUUGUACCUCCUCCCCCUCUCCUCCCUUAUCCCACCUCCCCUUGUACCUCCUUCCCCUCUCCUCCCUUAUCCCACCUCCCCUUGUACCUCCUCCCCCUCUCCUCCCUUAUUCCACCUCCCCUUGUACCUCCUCCCCCUCUCCUCCCUUAUCCCCCUCUCCCCUUGUACCUCCUCCCCUCUCCUCCCUUAUUCCACCUCCCCUUGUACCUCCUCCCCCUCUCCUCCCUUAUCCCCCUCUCCCCUUGUACCUCCUCCCCCUCUCCUCCCUUAUCCCACCUCCCCUUGUACCUCCUUCCCCUCUCCUCCCUUAUCCCACCUCCCCUUGUACCUCCUCCCCCUCUCCUCCCUUAUUCCACCUCCCCUUGUACCUCCUCCCCCUCUCCUCCCUUAUCCCCCUCUCCCCUUGUACCUCCUCCCCCUCUCCUCCCUUAUUCCACCUCCCCUUGUACCUCCUCCCCCUCUCCUCCCUUAUCCCCCUCUCCCCUUGUACCUCCUCCCCCUCUCCUCCCUUAUCCCACCUCCCCUUGUACCUCCUCCCCCUCUCCUCCCUUAUCCCCC